AAACCAACGGUCGAGAUUACAUCUCUUCUCCGGAAAGCAAUGCUAAGACCGAUCCAAUGCUCGCGUCGUCGGCAUUCUCGCCAGGGAUUUCCAGGAGCGCGAGCAAAUCCAUCGCAAUCCAUCACUCAUCGCGCCAUUGCUUUUCUUUCCAGAGAUUUCCUGUCGCUCCUGACCUAAAGUAUGGGCGGAUCGAUCAGCGCGAGCCGGCGCGAGCUCCCCGACGGCGAUGUGGUGGAGAAGCGGCUCGUCAAGGCGCUGCAGCAGCGCGCCGCGGCCGCCAAGAGCAGCGUCAAAUCCUUCGACGCCAUUCUCAUGAAAUUUUCCAAGAUCGACAUGGCCUUCGACCAAGUCCGUGACGUUUUCAAGCGAUUUGACAAGCACAAGAGAGGGACGAUCGACCUCGAGCAGCUCAAGGCGUGUUUUCGAGAGCUCAAGGUUGAAUUCACCGAAGAAGAGGUCCAGAUCUUCUACGAGGAGGGGGAUGUGGAUCACAACCGGCGCAUCAGUUUCAAGGAAUUCAUCGUUGUUCUUGCGCUAGCUUAUCUCCUGGGAGAGCCUCUCAAUUCCGAUGGAAAAUCGAGGAUUGGAUUGCCGGACUUGGAGUGGAGCUUCGAGACGAUCGAGGACGCGUUCGUCUUCUUUGACAAGAAUGGCGAUGGCUACGUCACAAAGGAAGAGAUGAUCGAGUCCAUCCACGAGUCCUCACACGCGACUAAUACGCAACAGGAUAGCAUAGGCGUCGAGAGAUUUGAGGAAAUGGAUUGGGAUAGAGAUGGUAGAGUCACAUUCAAGGAGUUCCUCCUAGCAUUCACUGGCUGGGUUGGGAUCGAAGACGAUGAAGAUCAAGAGGAUUAAAACCAAGAAUGGAGCAACAAGAACUAUACAUAAGUUAUCGUCAAGUUCUAGCUGAGUGGAGCAAGAUCCGGAACCAUAGCCACAGUAACAACGAAGAACUCACAGCCGAUGCC
Messenger RNA from Selaginella moellendorffii, 968 nucleotides. Its product is annotated as probable calcium-binding protein CML21. The record is from RefSeq and is a predicted model, not a curated record. Lineage: Eukaryota; Viridiplantae; Streptophyta; Lycopodiopsida; Selaginellales; Selaginellaceae. The transcript is spliced from 6 exons. Bases 181 to 855 code for a protein of 224 amino acids. Gene Ontology annotation, molecular function: calcium ion binding.